Mytilus trossulus (common blue mussel) is the source of this 2229-nucleotide messenger RNA. RefSeq names its product chitin synthase chs-2-like. NCBI's taxonomy places the organism in Eukaryota, Metazoa, Mollusca, Bivalvia, Mytilida, Mytilidae. Gene Ontology annotation, molecular function: chitin synthase activity. The record is from RefSeq and is a predicted model, not a curated record. Gene Ontology annotation, cellular component: cell periphery; cell septum. Bases 1 to 2229 code for a protein of 742 amino acids. The transcript is spliced from 11 exons.
AUGUUAGAGAAAACAGCGAUAAAAGCUAAAGAAAAGAGAGCAGAAAAAGAUGGAAAAAACGAUGAAAAGAAAUAUAAAUGGAUGGAUGAUAUCGAAACUUUUAAUUUGGAAGCUCAUAUUUUCUUUGAUGAUGCUUUCGACGAGAAUAAACUGGGACAUGUCAACAGUUUUGUAAAGACUUUGAUAGAUGUUUUUCAAGAAGUGAGAGGUCAAUUUAAAAUGGAAAACAGUCACCUACCUCGUGACUCGUCCGAUGAUAAUCUAGAAGAGUAUUUCAGAACUCCGUAUGGAGGUAGAAUGCACUGGAAGCUACCAUACGGGAACACAAUAAUUGUUCAUCUAAAGGACAAACAGAAAAUAAGACGGAAAAAACGUUGGAGUCAGAUUAUGUAUCUAUAUUACAUUCUUGAUUGGUGUUUGACAAAAGAUUUCGAGGGAACGAAAGGUUCAAAGGAAGAAACUAGACAUAUUAAAAAAGAAGCAAAGAAAUCAUAUAUAUUGGUAUUGGAUGGAGAUGUCGACUUUGAACCAGAGGCUGUGUUGAGUUUAAUGAGACGAAUGAAAAAAUCUAACCUUGUAGGUGCAGCGUGUGGGAGAAUCCAUCCCAUUGGUUCUGGUCCUAUGGUAUGGUAUCAGAUGUUUGAGUAUGCAGUGAGUCAUUGGCUGCAGAAAGCAACAGAGCAUGUCACCGGUUGUGUUUUAUGCAGUCCUGGCUGUUUCAGUCUGUUUCGGGGUUCUGCAAUAUUGAAAAAUAAUGUUCUUGAGAAAUAUACCAAAGAAGCAUCAACUGCAGCACAGCUUGUCCAAUAUGAUCAAGGUGAAGACAGAUGGCUAUGCACUUUAGUGUUAAAACAAGGAUGGAAGAUAGAAUAUUGUGCAGAGUCAGAUGCAAAGACGUUUGCUCCUGAAGGUUUUACUGAUUUCUACAAACAACGACGACGAUGGACACCGUCAACGUUAGCAAACAUAAUUGAUCUGAUUCUUGACUGGAAAAAUUUAACAAAAAACAAUGAAAAUAUAUCAAUGUUAUACAUCAUUUAUCAAGUUUGUCUUCUCAUAUCUACCUUGAUAACACCAGGAACAAUAUUUAUGCUCAUUCUCGGCGGUAUUAUUGUUGGAUUUGACGUUAUCCCUCCUUGGCUAGCACUGGUUUUAAAUAUAGCCCCUGUUGGCAUUUUUCUACUUAUGUGCCUGUACACUUCAGAAGAAAGACAAAUACAGUUUGCUGCAAUUUUAUCAUCCAUAUAUUCGCUUGUUAUGGUGAUUGUUUUGAUUGGCGUGAUACAAGAGGCAGUUGAUGAGGGAUGGUGUUCUAUUACUGCUAUAUUCCUUCUUUUUGUGGCUGGAGUUUUUAUAGUAGCCACGCUCCUACAUCCUAAAGAAUGGUAUUGCCUACUUCCAGGAUUACUAUAUUUUGUUGGAAUUCCAUCAAUGUCAAUGCUUAUGGUUUUUUAUUCACUUGGCAAUCUUCAUAAGAUAUCAUGGGGAACACGAGAAACUGAGAGUGAUGUAACUGAUAGAAAUAAAAAUCUGAAGGAAGAAAAUGGAUAUUUCUGUAACUUUGGUAAUUUCAUUACCUGUAUGCUAUGUGCGGAUAACACCUACCAAAAAGCAGAUUUCCUGAAGGCUAUUGGACAGACUAGAGUACAUCAUAUAGAUCAAUAUAAAACCACAUCCACUCAGACAGAUCAAGUGCAUAAUCAAGACAUACCAAGUGAUACCACAGAAGAAAGAAAAUAUCCAGUAUUUGACGAAUCAAUUGAUGAAAUUCAUAAUACAGAGAAAGAAUUUUGGGAAAAUAGAAUACAAAAAUGUUUAAAACCACCAAAGGAAGAUAAGGACCGCGCUGAAAACAUAAAGCGAAAAUUAUUUAUCUGCAUGGUGUACCAUAGGUUUUCUACACUUGUGCACAUAACUGCCAAUACGCCUGUCUGGGAAAAUGAGGAAUCCAAACUUCGGAAAAUAUUUGAAAAUGUUGGACAAUAUAUGACAACAAAUAACCAAGAUCCCCCAAAAGAAUCAGCAGCAGCGACAGAUAAAAAUAGAAUAGUGGAAACGGUUUCAUUUCAAGAGCCUAAAGUAAAAAGCAUGAAACGAAAGGCAAAGGAUUUAAAGAAGGCAAAAGAUGAGUAUAUAGAUAUAGCGGCUGACAUUUGGUUAGAGCAAUUGAGACGAGAAAAAAAGCAAAAGUCGGAAGAAAUUCCUGGUCCAAGUGUGAAACGUGAAUAA